This is a messenger RNA of Lycium barbarum (goji berry), 1133 nucleotides long. Its product is annotated as E3 ubiquitin-protein ligase APD2-like. Bases 505 to 1026 code for a protein of 173 amino acids. NCBI's taxonomy places the organism in Eukaryota, Viridiplantae, Streptophyta, Magnoliopsida, Solanales, Solanaceae. The transcript has 4 exons. The record is from RefSeq and is a predicted model, not a curated record.
GCUGAAGAAAUUAAACUUUAAUCUGUCUUUUCUAAGUAGGGUGAGGCCUUUUCCUACUUUUAACUUUACGUCUUUUUGUUGAGAAAGGGAGAAUCUUUGGGCCAUACAAUCCCUUUGCUUGGAUAAUUUUAUUGAAAAUCCAGUUGGGUAGUUUCAUUAUUACUUGUUAGUUGUUUCUUCUCUUUUUCUUUCUGUGGGAAUUUUACUUUAAAUAGCGUAAACCUGGACUGUGAAAGUGAACAUAAAGGAGGUACUAAAUUCUAUAAUAUUAGCACUAACUUCCCUCUAAGUCAUGGAAGAAUAAGUAUUUCCGUAAUCUCUACGAAAGCUGCAACGGUAUUUCAAGUCUUUUCCUUUUCAAAUGAUGCCUAUCUCAAUAAGUGGAUUAGCAUGUCAAUGCUUCUUCAUUUAAGAUGACAUAAAUGCCACACUUUCAAUCUAGUCAAUCCUUCUUCAUUUGAGCAAAUUGCAAAUCACCCUGGCAGAAGCAGAACAAUAAAGAACAUGUCUUCAAAUCAAGUAGUACCAGGUCCAAUUCAACUCAAUUUCAGUCAAUACGACAUCAUCAUCUCUCUAAAUCAAGAAAAUCAAGAUCAACAACAGGCUGCAUUUGAGUACAUUCUUAAUGUAGUUGUUUACGCCUCUGUUGUCCUGGUGUUGCUGAUGGUUGUGGCGUUGCUAAUCAAAUUACUUGGAGUUUGUAAUGGCGAAUUGGAAAGAAAUGAUACUAUAAGAAGAGAGACGGACAGAUUAAUAUCGAAAGCGGGUGCUUCUUUUACUUACGGAACAUGUGAUGAAGAUGAUUUGGAAUCGGGAAAUUGCAGUCGUUCUAGUUCAUCAGAGGAUUUGUAUGAUGAAAACAUAUGCAUAGUUUGCUAUGAUAAAAAACGAGAUUGUUUCUUUAUUCCUUGUGGCCAUUGCACUACUUGUCACUCUUGUGCAAAGAGGAUUGCUGAGGAAGAAAACAAGAAUUGCCCAAUUUGCCGGCGAGUAAUUCGGAGAGUAAGAAGAGUGUUUAUUGCGUAAACUCAUGUUGCUCUUUUGUAAUUAAUGUAAAUGAUGCAUUUGACUCUUUCUAAAUCGACAAUGGUAAUAUCACUAUACUUUUUAAUUGCAAGUUGCUGUUUUGCUGA